GCCUGGAACCAGCUGGUCCUGGAAUUUCAGCCUGUGACUGCAGUUGCUGAAAGACAGGCAGAGGCAGUGGGCUUCUUGCUGCUGGCGCCUCCAACAUUUGUCUUCACAGAGCGGUCUUGCGAAGAUCUGGUACUGCAGCGGAACCUGUUGACGGAAGACUUACAGACAGGCCAGCUCAGCAGCCGACCUCUCUUUUUGGAGGAUCGUCCACGGUGCGAGGUGGUGACUUCGGAAUGGCUAUCGGAAGGUGGCUACUACCAGCAUCAGCUGACUGUCUUUCUGCCUCCGCUGGUCGGCUUUAGAACAGACUUGCGCUACAAGCUGGAAGUGGCUGUGCGGAAUCCACCUGUCGCUUUGAACGACGACCUGCUGAAGCGGGCGCUUCGGGAGAAAACCUCUCCAAAGUUCUCUACGUCGCACUUCUUGUCAGCGGCCCUGAAUGUUUGGCGUGUUUGCACGUUUGUGUGGGCGGCAGGAGACACUGGCAUAGGCGACGUCCCAUUUGCGGUGGGUGGCGGCAUGGCGACCUUCGGCCGUCUUGGAGGCAUUGAGAAGAUUGACGAGGUGGCCUGGAACGGCUUCAACGUGAUGCUCAACACAUGA
Symbiodinium pilosum is the source of this 603-nucleotide messenger RNA. The record is from the annotation of a GenBank genome assembly. NCBI's taxonomy places the organism in Eukaryota, Dinophyceae, Suessiales, Symbiodiniaceae.